UGCUACACCGUUAUCAUUCCCCGAAAAUGGCGACUUUAGCAGCUGCUGCUGUUGUUGCUGCCGCUGGCAGAGAUCCCGCUGUUGACCGUUCAUUGCGCUCUGUAUUUGUGGGAAACAUUCCAUAUGAGGCCACAGAGGAGCAACUGAAAGACAUUUUUUCAGAAGUCGGUCUCGUUGUCAGUUUUAGGUUGGUGUAUGAUAGGGAGACAGGCAAGCCGAAGGGAUAUGGCUUCUGUGAGUAUCAGGACCAGGAGACGGCCCUCAGUGCCAUGCGGAACCUGAACGGAAGAGAGUUCAGCGGCCGAGCUCUCCGUGUCGACAAUGCUGCUAGUGAAAAAAACAAAGAGGAGCUCAAGAGUUUGGGGACAGGAGCCCCCAUUAUUGAGUCUCCCUACGGGGACAACAUCAUGCCAGACGAGGCUCCGGAGUCUAUUAGCAGAGCUGUGGCCAGUUUGCCCCCAGAGCAGAUGUUUGAGCUCAUGAAACAGAUGAAGCUGUGUGUGCAAAACAGUCCCCAGGAGGCCAGGAACAUGCUGUUGCAGAACCCCCAACUGGCCUUUGCUUUGCUGCAGGCCCAGGUUGUCAUGAGGAUCGUAGACCCUGAGAUUGCCCUGAAAAUGCUUCACCGUCAAACCCCAGUGCAGCCAUUGGUUCCCAACAGUCAAGCUGGGCCAGUGCCUGUGGCAAACCAGCCUAUUCCCCCGGCCAAUGCUCCAGUCUCCCAGUCACAGCCCAUGCCGGGCAUGCACAUGAACGGAGCUCCUCAGAUGAUGCAGCCCCCUCCCAUGGGUGGGGGACCUGGGCCCAUGCCAGGACAGGGACCUGUGGGACCACCAGGAAACCUCCAGCACUCACCCGUAGGAUCAUCUGGGCAGGCUGCUAUCGAGCGACCUCAAGGACCAGGUGGUAUCCCUCCCAGAGGUCUGCUUGGCGAUGGCCCCAACGACCCCAGAGGAGGAACCCUGCUCUCUGUCACAGGAGAGGUCAUCGAACCCAGUCGAGGAGGAGGCUUCAUCGGGGCCCCCCCACCACACCAGGGGCCCCCCAUGCACAUGAACCAGAUGGCUGGCGGGCCUCCUCUGGACAUGAGGCCACCCCAUGACAUGAGGGGACCCCCCAUGGGUGAACCCAGGGGCAUGAUGGGAGAGCCCCGGGGACCCCCCAUGGGUGAACCCAGGGGCAUGAUGGGAGAGCCCCGGGGANCCAUGGGUGAACCCAGGGGCAUGAUGGGAGAGCCCCGGGGACCCCCCAUGGGUGAAUCCAGGGGCAUGAUGGGAGAGCCCCGGGGACCCCCCAUGAUGGAGCAGCGGGGACCCCCCAUGAUGGAGCCCAGGGGACCCCCGAUGGAGAACAGAGGUCGGGACCCCCGAGCGGUGGACCCCCGUGGACCAGUGUCGGGCCAGAGGGUGCCCACUGCACAAGGAAUGCAGGGGCCCCCCCCUCACACCAUGAAUACUAAUGCCCCUCCACCUGCCAGACCGGGUCCUGGUACACCACAGUCCGGAGGUAGCUUCAGCCCAGGGCAAAGCCAGGUGACCUCACAGGACCAUGAGAAGGCCGCCUUGAUCAUGCAGGUGCUGCAGCUGACCCCAGAACAGAUCGCCAUGCUGCCCCCAGAACAGAGGCAGAGCAUCCUCGUCCUCAAAGAGCAGAUCCUGAAGACCACCGGGGCACCCUGAAUAACCCCACCCACACACCCACACCCAUAGGCUCAAGACUGUCACAGGACCCCGACACCCCUCUCCCCCUGUAACCUCGCCGUUGGAUUGAUCAGAAGACGUCACCUCACUUCAAACAUUUUGUAGAUUGUUUUGUAUUAUAUGGGCUUUUUUUAAUGGAAGUUUGAAGUGUUAGUGAUUUGAAAAAUGUCUGUUAUUCUUUUGAAGGGGAACACUUCAUAGUCAGUUCAACUGAGAGAAGCGUUGCUGGAUGUUACGUGAUGCCCAACCCUUUUCAUUUUGUGGCUGAAACCUGUUGCCUGUCUGGAUAUUUGUUCAAUUAAAUAAACUUUUCAAAAGA
Molecule: messenger RNA, 2019 nt
Organism: Salvelinus sp. IW2-2015
Lineage: Eukaryota; Metazoa; Chordata; Actinopteri; Salmoniformes; Salmonidae
Product: cleavage stimulation factor subunit 2
Biological process (GO): mRNA 3'-end processing
Cellular component (GO): mRNA cleavage and polyadenylation specificity factor complex
Molecular function (GO): mRNA binding
Source: RefSeq, a predicted model, not a curated record